Messenger RNA from Anopheles cruzii, 1703 nucleotides. RefSeq names its product G protein-activated inward rectifier potassium channel 3-like. Bases 1 to 1677 code for a protein of 558 amino acids. The record is from RefSeq and is a predicted model, not a curated record. Gene Ontology annotation, cellular component: plasma membrane. The transcript is spliced from 9 exons. NCBI's taxonomy places the organism in Eukaryota, Metazoa, Arthropoda, Insecta, Diptera, Culicidae. Gene Ontology annotation, molecular function: inward rectifier potassium channel activity. Gene Ontology annotation, biological process: potassium ion import across plasma membrane; regulation of monoatomic ion transmembrane transport.
AUGACGAAACUUCUGGAAGACGUCGGCCGCAUGUCGGACCGUUCGCCACCGGAAGCCGACGGCGAUGGGGCCCAGUGCUGGACCAAGCUGCUGGACGAUCCGAGCAGCAGGCACAAACCGAUCAUCAUCGCUUCGGCGGUCGGUGGCCAAACUGGCGAUGCCGUCACCGUGAAAGAUCUGCUGGUGACGGCCGAUGCGGAAACGGGCAAAGCGCAACAGACGGUCACGUCGGAUGGCGUUGUGCUGGAUCCGGUCACCGGCCAGCGGCGACGGCGAGAGUCAAUUUUCGGAACAUUCCAUCGGUCGCUGCGGAUGUCGCUGAAAGCGGUUAGCGACACAACGGGACCACUGACAAGAUACCGCCAGACACGGUACAGCUCGAGGCGCAUCCGGAAGCGGGUCAUCUUCAAGCAGGGCGACUGCAAUGUGAUCCAGGGCAAUAUGGCCAAACGGCGCCGCCGGUAUUUGCAAGACAUAUUCACCACGCUGGUGGACAUUCAGUGGCGUUGGACGUUGUUCGUGUUUGCGUGCUCCUUCAUCCUCAGCUGGCUGGGAUUUGGCGCCAUCUGGUACCUGAUUGCCCUCAGCCACGGCGAUAUUCAAGCGGUCGGUGAUGAAAGCCACAAACCGUGCGUGACGUAUAUUUACGGCUUCACCUCAGCGUUUCUGUACUCCCUCGAAACACAGCACACGAUAGGUUACGGCAAUCGGUACAUCACGGAGGCGUGCCCGGAGGGCAUCUUUAUUCUCGCCCUGCAGAGCAUCACCGGGGUGUUCAUUCAAGCAUUUAUGGUCGGCAUCGUGUUUGCGAAGCUGUCGCGCCCGAAGAAGCGCGCCCAGACGCUGCUGUUCUCGAAGAACGCCGUCAUCUGCCACCGGGAUGGGGUGCCAUGUUUGCUGUUCCGGGUUGGCGAUAUGCGCAAGAGCCACAUCAUUGAGGCGCACGUGACGGCCCAGAUCAUCCGGCGGAAGACUACCAAAGAGGGAGAGAUACUACCGUUCUACCAGCAAAACAUGGAGGUGAGCUGUGACGGUGGUGACGAUCGUCUGAUGUUCAUCUGGCCAACGAUCGUGGUGCACAAGAUCGAUCGCGACAGCCCACUGUACGGCUUGUCCGCCCAGGAUAUGCUUCGGGAGCGGUUCGAGAUCGUCGUAAUGCUCGAGGGUGUGGUGGAAUCGACGGGCAUGACGACACAGGCGCGCAGCAGCUACCUGCCGUCGGAGAUCCUUUGGGGCCACCGCUUCGAGUCGGUCGUAUCGUUCAAGCGCGAAACGGGCGAAUAUGAGGUCGACUACACGACGUUCAACGAUACGUACGAAGUGGAUACGCCCCUCUGCAGUGCACGCCAGCUGCACGCCGUGAAGAAGGAGCUCAACAAACAGAACGGUGUCGAUGGGUCUUCCGAAAGCGAUGAAUCCGAUACCUCGUCGGUAGAUAAUGGAUCGGCGGAUCGCAAGAACUCGGUCGGCAAUGGCUACCUACGCUUUGCGCCCGUCUACGGCCAGCAGGCGGGCGACCAAGUGGCGCUAAACAUAGCACCAGCCACGGACCCGUCCACGCUGCCGACGGACCAAACGCCUCCCGGCCCGCAGACCGUACCGUCACCCGGUGCCGAGCGCAAAAAGACUCCUCGGAAGCUGUCCAUCAAAGAGCCCUCGAUGGAUUCCCUCUGCUAGCACCCGAGCCCCGGGCUCGAAUCGAU